AUGUCUGAAUUUCGACAUGUGCGAUCUGGGAGUCUCAACAUCUCACCGCAAGCCAACAGCAUGAAUUCUCUUGCUGCGAAUAAUGGCCGUUUUGAGGGCCCCAGAAGCCCCCCAAAUACAUCGCAUGUUCCCUGCAAAUUCUUUAGACAAGGCGCCUGCCAGGCAGGGUCUGCUUGUCCCUUCAGUCAUGAUCUCGGCAGCGCCUCUGAGACGGUCUGCAAGUACUUUGCCAAGGGCAACUGCAAAUUCGGCCCCAAGUGCGCUAACAUUCAUGUGCUCGCCGACGGUCGACGCAUCAAUUACGGCAAGAAUGGUAUCACCAUCGGCCAGCCUCUUCAUCUAGGGAACCGAUUGACCUCGGCCGCGCCUUAUACUACCUCCAGCAGCGCCUUGACAAAUUCAUUUAUGAGAGCCGAUGCUGGCACGCCUUUUGGCAACUAUGGCUAUCCCAUGUCUCCUAGCGAGAAGUACCACCAGCUCGACCGCCAACCUAGCUUAGAGAAUGGCCUGCCGACCUUCGACACUACAUACUCUCACACGAGCUCCCAAUAUGGAUCGCCGCGAGAGGAGGAUCCGACGCGGCUGGGUCUCGGGUUGUCCCCAGUGGCAGGAAAAGGCUUAUCCGUGCUUGACGCUCCACUACCUGCUUCCUUCGACUCCAAUGGCAUUUCGCAUGCUGCCCGCUACCCGGCAGGACCAUGGCCUUCCUCGGUGCCGUCGCAAUUUGGGCUCGAGUCCCCGUCUCCAUCGCUGAAUGCCGCUAAGGACUCUCGAACAUCGGAAGCACUAAAGCUCCUCCAUCAUUCAGCAUUCGGCAGCAACGACCACCUGUCUUCUACCGUCACCACUUCCUCGCCGCCCACCCAGCCGACCGAUGAAUACUUUGGCAAGCGCCCGAUGCACUCGAGCCGCUAUACUAAGCCCAAGCUGCUGAGUAGCAGUGCGCCGCGCGCCAUGGGCAUUGAUCGCGACUGGGAGGCCGAAUUUCCGUUUCUGGAAGAGGAUUAUGUGCCUGAUAUGCUGAAAGAUUUACUCACACCUGCUGAGAAAGCACGCCGGGGUUCCAGGGCUGCCGAAGAUGAAGCAAAUGGACUCAAGUCAGGUCACGGUGUCGCCGCUGUUAGUGGUACUGGCACGCCUACUGCGGAGACAGCGUCGAAAUUUGGCAGUCCGAUGGCUGCGAGCCCAAGUCGUUGGGGCCCUCUGUUCAUGCGUCAGAAGGAAGAAGACGAGCUCAAGAAACACGCUCUGGCUGCAAGCGCCGGUGCGUUCGGUCAUGUCGGCAGUCCCUUGCGCAAUUCACCUCUUACGGCCGAUAUGAUACAGUCCCAUGACAACAGAUCCGGCAGCGUGGAAGGGCUUAGUGUGCUCACGCAACAGUUGCAAAGAACUCGCAUCGAUGGCUGUGGAAAUGACUCGCCACUUCUUAACCCCAACACUAACCCCAACACUGGAACCAGUGCCAUUCCCCACAUCGGCAUUGGAGGACGACCAACCAAUGGCCGCGCCACGGAGAGACACGUCAGCAGUGGCAGCCUCGGCUCCAGUGCACGCUUUACCACGCCUAUCGGAGAGGAGGAUGGCGAGUUCGUUUUCAGCAUGGACGAGGACGGUGAGAGGGACAGUACUAUAAGAGCAAGGAAGCGCACCUCCGGCGUGGGUACAGUCAUGGGUGCCUGGGGCAAUGGGAACGGCACUGGCAACUAUGCUGGUCCAAAGGAUGAGGCUACUGGUAGGGUCGGUGUCGUGGAUGGCGUUGGAGGUCGAUGA
This is a messenger RNA of Pseudomassariella vexata, 1770 nucleotides long. RefSeq lists its product as uncharacterized. NCBI's taxonomy places the organism in Eukaryota, Fungi, Ascomycota, Sordariomycetes, Amphisphaeriales, Pseudomassariaceae. Gene Ontology annotation, molecular function: ubiquitin protein ligase activity; metal ion binding. Gene Ontology annotation, biological process: protein polyubiquitination. Bases 1 to 1770 code for a protein of 589 amino acids. The transcript is spliced from 3 exons. The record is from RefSeq and is a predicted model, not a curated record.